AGGCAGCGAGGGCUCAUUGCCACAGCGGCUCCUCCGGCUCAAAAGAGAUCGAAGCCGCGGGCGACGUCCUGCUGGUCUUUCCUUUAAAAGUUUGAAUCUCUUCUUCUAAAAUCCACUUCUUGGUGGACAUUUGAGGGAAAGCCAGAGGUCACCAUGGAACUUGAAGGAGGCCGCAAUGAAAGCGCAGAGAAGAAGUUGUUGCAAAUGGGCAAAAAAAGUAAAAAAGAUAAGGAAGAAAAGAAACCAACUGUCAGUACAUUGGCAAUGUUUCGCUAUUCAAAUUGGCUUGAUAAGUUAUAUAUGGUGCUGGGGACUGUUGCUGCCGUUAUCCAUGGAGCUGCACUCCCUCUCAUGAUGCUAGUUUUUGGAGAAAUGACGGAUAGCUUUGCAGAUAUACCAUCCCAAAUGCCAAAUUAUCCAAACAUAUCUAAUUCAAGUUUUGAUGACAAGAUCAUCUACCAAUAUCUGGAGAAGAACAUGACUGUGUAUGCCUAUUAUUACAGUGGAAUUGGCGCUGGUGUGCUUGUUGCUGCUUACAUUCAGGUUUCAUUCUGGUGCCUGGCAGCUGGAAGACAGAUAUUCAAAAUUAGAAAACAAUUUUUUCAUGCUAUAAUGCGGCAGGAGAUCGGCUGGUUUGAUGUACAUGAUGUUGGGGAGCUGAACACAAGGCUCACAGAUGAUGUCUCCAAAAUUAAUGAAGGAAUUGGUGACAAAAUUGCAAUGUUUUUUCAGUCAAUAGCGACGUUUGUCACUGGUUUUAUAAUAGGAUUUACACGUGGUUGGAAGCUAACCCUUGUGAUUUUGGCCAUUAGUCCUGUUCUUGGAGUAUCUGCUGCUGUUUGGGCAAAGAUACUUUCUUCAUUUACUGAUAAAGAACUCUUGGCAUAUGCAAAAGCUGGAGCAGUAGCUGAAGAGGUCUUAGCAGCAAUUAGAACUGUGAUUGCAUUUGGAGGACAAAAGAAAGAACUUGACAGAUACAACAAAAAUUUGGAAGAAGCUAAAAGAAUUGGGAUAAAGAAAGCUAUUACAGCCAACAUUUCCAUGGGUGCUGCUUUCCUGUUGAUAUAUGCAUCUUAUGCUCUGGCAUUCUGGUAUGGGACUAAGUUGGUCAUCACAAACGAAUAUUCUAUUGGACAAGUACUCACUGUCUUUUUUUCUGUAUUAAUUGGGGCUUUCAGUGUUGGACAGGCAACUCCAAGCAUUGAAGCAUUCGCAAAUGCAAGAGGAGCAGCCUAUGAAAUUUUUAAUAUAAUUGAUAAUAAGCCAAGCAUUGACAGCUAUUCAAAGAAUGGGCACAAACCAGAUACUAUAAAGGGAAAUUUGGAAUUCAAAGAUGUUCACUUCAGUUAUCCAUCUCGAAAAGAAAUAAAGAUCUUGAAAGGCCUCAACCUGAAGGUUCACAGUGGGCAGACAGUGGCCCUAGUUGGAAACAGUGGCUGUGGGAAAAGCACAACCGUCCAGCUGAUACAGAGGCUCUAUGACCCUUUGGAAGGCACGGUCAGUAUCGAUGGACAGGACAUUAGGACCAUAAAUGUAAGGUAUCUAAGGGAAAUUAUCGGCGUGGUGAGUCAGGAACCUGUGUUAUUUGCCACCACAAUCGCUGAAAAUAUUCGCUAUGGCCGUGAAGAUGUUACCAUGGAUGAGAUAGAGAAAGCUGUGAAGGAAGCCAAUGCUUACGACUUUAUCAUGAAGCUACCUAAUAAAUUUGACACCCUGGUUGGAGAGAGAGGGGCCCAGCUGAGUGGCGGGCAAAAACAAAGAAUUGCCAUUGCAAGAGCCCUGGUUCGCAACCCCAAGAUUCUUUUGUUGGAUGAAGCCACAUCAGCUUUGGACACUGAAAGUGAAUCAGUGGUUCAGGCAGCCCUGGAUAAGGCCAGAGAAGGUCGUACCACCAUUGUGAUAGCUCAUCGUUUAUCUACAGUUCGUAAUGCUGAUGUCAUUGCUGGUUUUGAAGACGGAGUCAUUGUGGAGCAAGGAAGUCAUGAUGAACUCAUGAAAGAGAAAGGCAUUUACUUCAAACUUGUCACAAUGCAGACUAGAGGAAAUGAAAUUGAAUUAGAAAAUGCAACUGAUGAAUCCAAAAGUGAAAGUGAUGCCUUGGAAAUGUCUCAAAAAGAAUCAGGAUCAAGUCUAAUAAGAAGAAGAUCAACUCUCAAGGCUGUCAGUGCACCACAAAGCCAAAACAGAAAACUUAGUACAAAAGAGGACUUGGAAGAAAAUGUACCUCCUGUUUCCUUUUGGAGGAUUCUGAAGCUGAAUAUAACUGAAUGGCCUUAUUUUGUGGUUGGUGUAUUUUGUGCCAUUAUAAAUGGAGGCUUGCAACCAGCAUUUUCAGUAAUAUUUUCAAAGAUUGUAGGGAUUUUUACCAAAAGCCAGGAUAAUGCAACAAAAGAACGGGAUAGUCACUUCUUUUCACUAAUGUUUCUAAUCCUUGGAAUCAUUUCUUUUAUUACGUUUUUCCUUCAGGGAUACAUGUUUGGCAAAGCUGGAGAGAUCCUUACCAAACGGCUCCGAUACAUGGUUUUUAAAUCCAUGCUGAGACAGGAUGUGAGUUGGUUUGAUGACCCUAAAAAUACCACUGGAGCAUUGACUACCAGGCUCGCCAAUGACGCUGCUCAAGUUAAAGGGGCUACAGGUUCCAGGCUUGCUGUAAUUACCCAGAAUAUAGCAAAUCUUGGAACAGGCAUUAUUAUAUCCUUAAUUUAUGGCUGGCAGUUAACACUUUUGCUCUUAGCAAUUGUACCCAUUAUUGCAAUAGCAGGAGUUAUUGAAAUGAAAAUGUUGUCUGGACAUGCACUGAAAGAUAAAAAAGAACUAGAAGGUGCUGGAAAGAUCGCUACUGAAGCAAUAGAAAAUUUCCGAACUGUUGUUUCUUUGACUCGAGAGCAGAAGUUUGAAUAUGUGUAUUCACAAAAUUUGCAGGUACCAUACAGAAACUCUUUGAGGAAAGCACACAUCUUUGGCAUUACAUUUGCAUUCACCCAGGCAAUGAUGUACUUUUCUUAUGCUGGCUGUUUCCGGUUUGGUGCAUUCUUGGUGGCAAAGCGGAUUAUGGAAUUUGAGCAUGUUCUGUUGGUCUUCUCAGCAAUUGUCUUUGGAGCCAUGGCAGUGGGACAGGUCAGUUCAUUUGCUCCUGACUAUGCUAAAGCUAAAGUGUCAGCAGCUCAUAUCAUCAUGAUUAUUGAAAAGGUUCCUCUGAUUGACAGCUACAGCACAGAAGGCCAAAAGCCGAAAAUGUUGGAAGGAAAUGUGACAUUUAAUGAAGUCGUGUUCAACUAUCCCACUCGGCCAGACAUCCCAGUGCUUCAGGGGCUGAGCCUUGAGGUAAAGAAGGGCCAGACACUGGCCUUGGUGGGCAGCAGCGGCUGUGGGAAGAGCACGGUGGUCCAGCUCCUCGAGCGGUUCUACGACCCCAUGGCGGGCACAGUGCUCAUUGAUGGUAAAGAGACCAAAGACCUGAAUGUCCAGUGGCUCCGGGCACAACUGGGCAUUGUGUCCCAGGAGCCCAUCCUGUUUGACUGUAGCAUUGCUGAGAACAUUGCUUAUGGAGACAACAACCGGGUUGUGUCACAGGAAGAGAUUGAACAGGCAGCCAGGGAGGCUAACAUACACCCUUUCAUCGAGACACUGCCUGAUAAAUACAACACCAGAGUAGGAGACAAAGGCACUCAGCUCUCUGGCGGUCAGAAACAGCGUAUUGCCAUAGCUCGAGCACUGGUUCGAAAGCCUCACAUUUUGCUUUUGGAUGAAGCUACAUCAGCUCUGGAUACAGAAAGUGAGAAGAUUGUCCAAGAAGCCCUGGACAAAGCCAGAGAAGGCCGCACCUGCAUCGUCAUUGCUCACCGCCUGUCCACCAUCCAGAAUGCAGAUGUGAUAGUGGUAUUUCAGAAUGGUAAAGUCAAGGAGCAGGGCACGCACCAGCAGCUGCUGGCACAGAAAGGCAUCUAUUUUUCCAUGGUCAGUGUUCAGUCUGGAGUCAAGCGCUAGUGAACUGUGACCAUAUGAGUUGUUAAAUACUUUAUAUUUCAGUAAAAAUAUGGCAUUUAAUCAGAGUGAAAAUGGAGCUACCCAUUUAACAUUUCCUGCCACAAUUGAAGAUCAUUCCACCAAGUUCAGAGUCUUCAGACUUUAUUCUUUAAGAAACAGAAAGAACAUCACUAAAUGGAGUGAAAUAGUGUUUUCUAAUUGUGUCAUAAAAUUUAUAGAGUAAUUCAAAGUAGAUUUUGUUAAUAAAUGUGUAAUUUUUGUUUAUAUUUUCUUAUUUGGACAGUAACUGACUGCCUUGCUAAAUGACUAUAGAAGUAACAAAAAAUAUUUUAUGUUUGCAGUAAAGUGCCUGUAAUAAAACUAAACUUUCAUAUGACUGAAGUCAACAUGUCCAAAAUAUCUAUAGAUAUAAUCUCUCUCAAACGCAAUAUUGCCUAUAAUUUUGGGGGCUUGUUCCAGUUGAUUCUGAAUUUCCAUGUUAUGAUGACUCUCCAACCACACAGACAGAUACAAGAUUGUGGGGGUUUGGUUGGGACAAAGGAUGCACAGUUGUGAAGUGUAUACUCUGUCGUACAUGAAAUACUUUCCAUUGUUUUUAUAAAGGACUGACUGUUACAGGAUGUUAAUAUAUUUCACUUUAAAAAUGUAAUUUUUUUCUGAUUUGAUAACAAAUCAUUUUACAAUAAUUGAUCAGUUUCCAAAGUCUAUCUAUCUGGUUGCAGAUGUUUAAAAACUCAUAAUUUUAAACAUAUCAUUAUGCAAACAAUGAAAGAGAACAUAUAUCAAAUAAAGAUUAAUUACAAACAACAACUAAAAAUUAAUAUUGAAAGGCACAAUCUAGGAGCAAUAUUUGCCAUAUUAUUAUAAACAACUGACAUCCUUAAUACAUAAAGAAUUUGAAAGAAAAAAAUAUCAUCACCUCCAAGGAAAAAAUAAGCAAAAGAUAAGGUCAUAAAAUUCCUAAAGAAAAAAAUAUAUAAGAGAAAAACUGUAUUAUCUCAAUAAUAAAGAAUACAAGGUAAAGCCACAUACCCCUGAGAAGUGAUGGUCACAUCAUGGUGCAAUUAAGGUGUCACUUAUUUUUGUCUUUCUCCUCAAUAAACAAUAACUUUUGUCCAUAAACAAAAGUACCUUUGUGGGAGCUGUGGAAUCUGGCACCAUACACCAAAGAAGUUGAGAAGAGUUUCAUCCACUCCUGAGUUGAUAGACAGACUUUGGUACUGACUGCAGACCCUGUAGUAGUCCGUGAAUAAGCUUUUGUCUCUUAGCUUUGAUCCAGGAGCCCCUGGAAGACCCUGUCUUAGUCACCCAUGAACAAGAGAGUCUUUAUGGAAGUCUAAAUUUUCACGGAAGUUGCAGGUUACUAUUGAAGGGGUAAAAAUGUGAGUAUGAAUGCACUGACAAGAACAAGAAAACCAGUUUGACUUUACUCAUACCACCCUUCUCCCAAUACUCACAUCAGUGCAGAGACAUUUCAGCCAUGAGUUCUCUUGCAAGAGAAAAAUGAGUGCAUAUGAGUGAAUACCUGAUUUCUUUAGCUGUAUGGAAAAUUGCCAGAAAGGCUCAUUUCUGUCUCACCCCAUCCAGAGUACUAAAUUAUGCUCUAAGUGACACUGUGUGGGUGAGAGUUAACUGGGAGAGUGAUACAUAGGACUCUCAGAAGGCAUUCAAGGAAUGUGGAGCCUCCUAACUGUGUUGUGGACUUUAUCAAGAAAUCCCUCUUCCAAGAGCUUCUGGAAAUGCCUUGCCUAUAUAUGCAUCCCAUUUGCCACCAGCACCCCCAUUGCCUCACCCAUACACAUACACUGUCACCCUGUGGCCAGUUCUCUGUGCAUACUACUAAUGAAAGUGGUAAGAGUAAGAUUUCACAGACAGCAAGUGAGCAUACACAGAAGACUGGCCUGAAACUGUGGGUCAGAGAGAGACCACAUACCUGAGCUUUAGUGCCACCUUUAGAAAAUCUAAAAGGAGGUAAUUAGUUCAUGAUCUGGUGCAUUAUGGGGUCAGGAGAAGACAUAUAAGCUUAAGAAUUCUGCCACAAGAGGGAGUAAAAA
Molecule: messenger RNA, 6041 nt
Organism: Talpa occidentalis (Iberian mole)
Lineage: Eukaryota; Metazoa; Chordata; Mammalia; Eulipotyphla; Talpidae
Gene: ABCB1
Product: ATP binding cassette subfamily B member 1
Exons: 28
Coding region: 154-3987 (1277 amino acids)
Biological process (GO): transmembrane transport
Cellular component (GO): membrane
Molecular function (GO): ATP hydrolysis activity; ATP binding; ABC-type transporter activity
Source: RefSeq, a predicted model, not a curated record